AUGCCUUCAAGACCAAAUCCAAUCCGACCAAAGCCAUUCAUCAACAGAACAAGACUUCUCUUCUUGAUCCUCACAAUCUCUUCUUCUCUUGUCGUCUUCUUCGCAAUUCUCUACUUCAUCUACCACCUCUGGACUUCUCUUCUCAACCGUUCCAGAACCAUCCCAUUCUUCGACGUCGUCGCGUCGCCAUCAAAGCUCCAGCUUUUCUCUCACAAAGAGCUCAAACUAGCAACCAACGAUUUCGACGAAUCCAACGUGAUCGGCAAAGGCGGCUCGGGAACUGUCUUCAGAGGCAUUACAAGAGACGGGAAGCUAUUCGCGGUGAAGAGACUCGACAAUCUCUCUCUCCAAACAGAGACCGAGUUUCAGAACGAGUUACAGAUUCUCGGCGGGUUAAAAUCGUCAUUUCUGGUGACUCUUUUAGGCUACUGCGUCGAGAAGAAUCAAAGGUUCUUGAUUUACGAGUAUAUGCCAAACAAGAGCCUUCAAGAGCUUCUUUUCAACGAAGAUGGAGAUUCGGGGUUGAAUUGGGAAAGGAGAUUCAGUAUCAUCCUCGAUGUAGCGAAAGCUCUCGACUUUAUGCAUUUCGGGUGUGACCCACCAGUGAUCCACGGAGACAUCAAGCCCAGCAAUGUUCUUCUGGAUUCUGAAUUCAAGGCGAAGAUCUCCGAUUUCGGUUUGUCUAGAGUUAAAGUUGAAGGAGGAGGUUAUGGGAUUGAUUUGUUCAGUCAGGAUUUGGGGAAAAGUCAAGAACUUUCUGGGAAUUUCGGAGGAGAGAGCACUCCUCAGACCGCCAUUGGUACUCCAACGCAUCACGAGGUUGAUUUCGCUCUUGCUCUACAAGCUUCAUCGUCUUCGAAGAACAGUAGAACGAGUCGGAACAUUAAGGCGAUGGAGCUUAACUCGAUGAGCUUAGGUUUGGAAGGUGAGACGAAAGGGAAAGAGGUUUCAAACGAUAAUGUGUUGUCAUGUGAGGAUGUUGAGUUUGAUGAGGGAAAGGAGAUGAAUUUGAGCCCUAAUUCGGUUCUUGAUUUGGGGAAAGGGUCGAAACAAUGGGGAAGAGAUUGGUGGUGGAAGCAAGAAGGGAGUGGUGAGCUGUGUAGUAAAGAUUACGUUAGGGAAUGGAUUGGGAGUCAGAUUCACACUGCGAAUCCGGAUUGGGAUGAUGAGAAGAAGAUGGGAAAUUCACACAUCAACACUCCUCCUGAGCUGGGAAAUUCAACGAGGACAAUGGAGAAAGCAGAAUCUAGGUUUGACACUUUAGAAGAGAAGUUUGCAGAGGAAGAGAGCAGCGAGAGGAAGAGCAAGAAACCAAAGAAGAAGAAGCAUAGGAACAUGGAGGAAUGGUGGAAAGAGGAAGAGCAUCAAGAAGAGAUGAACAAUCAGAAGAAGAUUAGAAUUCUGAGGAUCAAGUUCAAGAACCGUUUGAAAGUCUCACACUUUCGUUUCUGUUUCCGUGGUAAAGGCGAAAACAGCGUGCCAGAGGGAGGAGAAGGAGAAGCAGCAGGAGAGUUUAGCUUCAGGAGAGGAUGGAGAAGGAAAAGCAACAGCAGCAGCAAGAAGAAGAAGAAGGACAACAAGAAGAACAGAUCAAUGGGGAGUGAGAUGUGGAGUGGAGAUUUGUUCAGCCGUGAGCUAAGCAGCACGACGAGUAUGAGAGGGACAUUGUGUUACAUAGCACCAGAGUAUGGAGGCGGUUGCUGUUACUUGAUGGAGAAAGGAGAUAUCUACAGCUUUGGAGUGUUGGUUCUAGUGAUAGUCUCGGGAAGGAGGCCGUUACACGUCCUUGCGUCGCCGAUGAAGCUUGAGAAAGCGAAUUUGGUGAGUUGGUGUAGGCAACUGGCUCAGUCAGGGAAUGUUCUUGAGCUGGUGGAUGAGAGAUUGAAAGAUGUGUAUAACAAGGAAGAGGCAGGGUUGUGCAUUAACUUGGCUUUGGCUUGUCUGCAGAAAGCGCCUGAGUUAAGGCCUGAUAUUAGUGAAGUUGUGAGGAUCUUGAGAGGGGAAAUGGAUAUUUCGUCGACUGCUUUCGAGUUUUCUCCAUCGCCUCCUGCUAAAUUUUAUGGCAGUAGAUCAAAGCGGAGAAGUUAG
Microthlaspi erraticum is the source of this 2088-nucleotide messenger RNA. The record is from the annotation of a GenBank genome assembly. Lineage: Eukaryota; Viridiplantae; Streptophyta; Magnoliopsida; Brassicales; Brassicaceae.